This is a messenger RNA of Adineta steineri, 831 nucleotides long. NCBI's taxonomy places the organism in Eukaryota, Metazoa, Rotifera, Eurotatoria, Adinetida, Adinetidae. The record is from the annotation of a GenBank genome assembly.
AUGGAUAUAUCAUGGAAAAAUCGUCUUCAAGAAUAUUGUCAAAAGCGAAAGAUUUCUUUGCCUACUUAUCGAAUUAAAAAUCAAUCUGGCCCAGGACAUAUGCCGGAAUUUCAGGUUGAAGUUAAAGUAAAUAAUCAGUGGUAUGUUGGUGAUGAAUCAUGUGUAACCAAAAAAGAAGCUGAACACUCGGCAGCUAAAAACGCAUGGGAAUCUCUAAUGGGUAGAAGUGUAUAUUCAGUUGAAACUUCGGAAUCUUCACAACUCUCAACAACAGUCGAUGCUUCUGAAGAACACUUGGAUUCAGUGCCAUCAGACUCGAAAAUACCAGAGUUUAACUUAAUGAAUCAUUUACCUGAUGAAUAUGCCUAUAUUGAACAAUUUAUAGACGCUAAAGUUAAAGAACAUGGUGGACGAAUCCGAAAAAUAGUACCGCUACGUACACCAGGACAAUAUAAAUUCGAAAUUGCUGGUCCUUAUCGUUUCUGUGAAAAUGUCCAACGACACCAUAGAAAAAAUCAAAUCUAUUUUCUUGUUCAUCCUAUGGAAAAAACAUAUUUUCAGAAAUGUCAUGAUCCAGAAUGUUAUGGUUUUCGUUCAGUGUUGAAAAAUAUUGCAGAAGAACAAAAAAAAGCAUUGAUUGGUUCUAGCAAAAAUCAUUCAACAGAUCGCUGUUCAGGUUGUAAAAUAUUGUUAACAUCAAAAAAUCGAAGCGAAUGUGAACGUUGUGACGAAAUGUUCUGUGGAAAAUGUACUCGUGAAUGUGAAUUAUGCUGUGAUGCAAUUCAUUGUGAACGGUGUUUCGAAUCAUGUUUCGAUUGUCAUGAUUCAUAA